AUGGCAGGCUCCUGCCGCUUCCUUCACCUUGCGCCCCCGUUCCUCCUUGAAGAUUAUACGCCCCGGUACAUGACAUUGUCCUCUAUUGAUGAAUCCAAGAAGCGAUCUAAGGCCUAUGCCCAUCUUUCCAACUGCAAUCUUUGCCCGCGGCUAUGCGGUGUGAACCGCUUCGAAAAGACCGGAAUGUGUCUGAUUGGCGAGAACACAAAGGUCAACGUGAUUGCGCCUCAUUUUGGUGAAGAACCGUGCGUACAGGGGCACAAUGGCAGCGGCGCCGUAUUCUUCUCGGGCUGCAACCUUCGUUGCGUCUUCUGCCAGAACUAUGACAUCGCCCACCAACGUAACGGCCAGGAUCUGACGCCCGAAGAGUUGGGUGAAUGGUAUAUCAAGCUGCAGCAAGUUGACCGCGUACACAACAUCAACCUGAUCACCCCGGAGCACGUGGUUCCCCAGGUUGUGCUCAGUAUUCUUCAUGCGAAGGAACUGGGCCUAAAGGUUCCAAUCAUCUACAACACCUCCAGCUUUGAUUCGUUGGCUUCUUUGGAACUACUGGAUGGCUUGGUCGACAUCUACCUCCCUGAUUUCAAGGUCUGGGAAGCGGUCACAUCUAAGCGCUUACUGAAGGCGGACGACUAUGCAGCCACGGCACGCGAGAGCAUUAAAGCGAUGCAAAAACAAGUCGGAGAUUUAUGCUUUACCGGAGAUGGCAUAGCCAAAAAGGGUCUCCUCGUACGACAUCUGGUAAUGCCGGGAAAAGAAGCAGAAGGGCGGCGGAUCAUGCAGUUCCUGGCCGAGGAGGUCUCCAAGGACUGCUUCGUCAACAUCAUGGAGCAGUAUCGCCCGGAUGCUCAUGUUGGCAAGGCCAGGAAACGCACAAAGGACGGCACCGAACAUCACGAUAAUGAGGUGCGGUAUAACGAGAUUAACCGAGCAGUGUCAGGCGACGAGGUUUCGUCGGUGCGCAGGGCCGCAGAGGCAAUUGGUCUAUGGCGCUUUUGCGACCCUCCCCGACACGACGGCUUCAACAUUUGA
Colletotrichum graminicola M1.001 is the source of this 1032-nucleotide messenger RNA. RefSeq names its product radical SAM superfamily protein. The coding region runs from base 1 to 1032 and encodes 343 amino acids. Gene Ontology annotation, molecular function: iron-sulfur cluster binding; catalytic activity. The transcript has 2 exons. NCBI's taxonomy places the organism in Eukaryota, Fungi, Ascomycota, Sordariomycetes, Glomerellales, Glomerellaceae. The record is from RefSeq and is a predicted model, not a curated record.